Molecule: messenger RNA, 1219 nt
Organism: Drosophila willistoni
Lineage: Eukaryota; Metazoa; Arthropoda; Insecta; Diptera; Drosophilidae
Product: procathepsin L
Exons: 2
Coding region: 1-1056 (351 amino acids)
Cellular component (GO): lysosome
Molecular function (GO): cysteine-type endopeptidase activity
Source: RefSeq, a predicted model, not a curated record
AUGCAGUUGCCACUCUUGCUGUUGCCACUUUUGCUUUUGGCCUGCUUAGAUGCUGUGUCAUCGCAAGGCUUGCAAUCAUUUCCCAAACUCUGUGAUGUCAAUACCUUUGAUGACUUCUUGGAACAGACAGGCAAAGUAUAUAGCGAUGCGGAGCGUCUCUAUCGUGAGAGUAUUUUUGGUGCUAAAAAAGCAUUGAUUGAUUUAACUAAUAAAAAUGCUGAUAUUGGUGUGGGCGGUUAUCGUUUGACCCUCAAUACGUUGGCUGACAUGACCAAUAAAGAGAUAUCCACACUUUUGGGCUCAAAAGUCUCUACCGGUGGCGAGAAAUUCGUCUCAGAUCAUAUUAACUUUGUGACUGCGCCCAAUCAACACAUCACAGAUAAUCUCCCCGAAUCCUUUGAUUGGCGUGAAAAGGGUGGUGUAACACCGGCUGGAUUCCAGGGUGUUGGAUGCGGUUCCUGUUGGUCGUUUGCCACAACUGGCGCAUUGGAGGGUCAUCUGUAUCGUCGUACAGGUGUCUUGGUAUCCUUGUCUCAGCAGGAUCUGGUCGAUUGUGCCGAUGAUUACGGUAAUAUGGGUUGCGAUGGUGGUUUCCAAGAAUAUGGAUUUGAGUACAUACGUGAUCAUGGUGUCACGCUGGCCAAGAAAUAUCCUUACACUCAGACUGAAAUGACUUGCAAACAGAAUCAAACAGCUGGCAUACCGCCACGUGAGAGUAUUGUGAAAAUUCGUGAUUAUGCCACCAUCACGCCUGGUGAUGAGGAAAAAAUGAAGGAAGUGAUUGCCACUCUGGGUCCAUUGGCUUGCUCCAUGAAUGCUGAUACCAUUUCCUUCUCACAAUAUCAUGGCGGUAUCUAUGAGGAUGAUGAAUGCAAUCAGGGAGAAGUUAAUCAUUCGAUCACCGUCGUCGGCUAUGGCACUGAGAAUGGACGGGACUAUUGGAUAAUUAAGAAUUCCUAUUCACAGAACUGGGGCGAGGGCGGUUUUAUGCGUUUGCCACGUAAUGCUGGUGAUUAUUGUGGCAUUGCCAGUGAAUGCAGUUACCCCAUAUUGUAGAGCAAACAAUGUGUUAGUUAUGUAGUAAUGAACCCUCGAUCGAAUUUACAAUUUUGUUACUCUAGUUUUCUAGUAAGAGAGUCAAUAAGAUUGAACCCCCCUUCAUAUUAUAGAAAUGUUAUACUAAUAAAUAUUUCAUUUACAUUUUUUUAUAAAAUAUAAA